Messenger RNA from Pristis pectinata (smalltooth sawfish), 1611 nucleotides. It is a transcript of the gene birc5a, whose product is annotated as baculoviral IAP repeat containing 5a. Bases 44 to 469 code for a protein of 141 amino acids. Lineage: Eukaryota; Metazoa; Chordata; Chondrichthyes; Rhinopristiformes; Pristidae. The transcript is spliced from 4 exons. The record is from RefSeq and is a predicted model, not a curated record.
GGGCGGGCGGUUAACGGCGGCCGGUUUGAAUCGGACGCGCGGGAUGGAGGUUUACCUGAAGCAGCACCGCAAGUUUUAUUUCUUCCAGGAGCGGCUGGACACCUUCAAGAACUGGCCCUUCGUCACCGAUUGUGUGUGUACGCCCGAGAAUAUGGCUGCAGCAGGUUUUAUUCACACCCCAAGUGAGAAUGGUCCUGACGUUGCUCAGUGCUUCUUUUGUUACAAAGAACUGGAAGGUUGGGAGCCUCAAGAUGAACCUUUAGUUGAACAUCAAAAUCACUCAUCGAAGUGUGCUUUUAUUGCACUGAAGAAGAAAUUUGAGCAAUUAACAGCUGAAGAGUUCCUCAGGCUGGACAAGGAAAGAGUAAAGAACAUCAUGAAGAAACAAGUCUCUGAAAGGAUUGAAUCAUUUGAGCAAGAGGCAAAAGUUGCAAGAAGUGCAAUUGAAGAUCUUGUUACUAACACCUGAUAGGAUGUGGAAUAUUCCCCUAUUGCAAAGUACUUUAAGCUCAAUUUAAUUGAUCAUUCCUCAAAUUGAGGAUCAUGUCUAUAUACUGUCUUCCAAACUUGCCUUUAAAAUUCUACUCAGAUCAUUUUAUGUGGAAGGUGUAGAAUAAAAUGUUUUUUCUAUUACUUUGUAGUGGUCAACAUUGUUCAUGUAUUUAUUCCUAAUUAAAAGAUUAACUCAUUUUUAUUCUGAUUAGGCAUCUGUGAAAGGUCAUUACUGUCUGCAGAUCUCUUAAGGAUUCUAGCACAGAAGUGCUCCAGAGGUGAUUGGAUUGAUUAGGUGAUGUUUCUCACUUCUACCUUUCCUGUUUAAACCAUCAAUCUCAUAACAUUAAUUUUUUUUGUACAAUGCAGAAGAUAGACUUUUGGAGAAUAAUUGCUCCUUCAUCCCUCUGUAAUAUAUUGUAAAUUUGCACCCUCAGUGGGGGCUUCUUUACUUCUGUUUUGGACUCGGAUACAUUAACAGACAUUUCUCAAUACCCUUGUUUAACAAGAUGAGGGUCUAUUCCUGAAUUGUUGACUGAGCAAAGAAUUUUCAAUGUGCUUGACUAGAGUAGUGAAGAAAGUAGCAUGAAAGCAAUGACAGCAGCGAAUGGCUUCUAGAGGAUGAAUGAUUAUCCCUUGGCACACUGUAUGCAACCAACUGCCUUGAAGAAGUAUGUUAAUCCUACCCUUAUCAAAGCUAGAGGAGUUGGUCCCUUCCAACAUUAGCAAGUGUAUUUGAAGAUGUCUGAUUUGUCUCUGUAACAAGUAGAGCACAGGCCCUUAAUUUUCCACUUCUUUCUAAACUGCAUGGUUGAUUUUAGCAAUUCAUUGAGUUGCAGGUAUCAAUGAUUUUCAUUUUCAUGGAGAUGAAAGGGAAUAAAAAUCAACACCUUUUAAACUUUGUGUUCUGAAUUCUGAUUACCUUUUCCAAAUGAUGGUGAUACAAAAAAUAAUUAUGGAUCAUGCAGAAUGAUAUUGAAAGUAUUUUUCUUUUGCAGUUGCUUCUAUUUUUUGUGGUUAUGUUGCAGUGCAUAAUCUUGAAUUGGCAUUGCUGUGUAGUGAAAUUGAAAAGAAAGAACUAGUUGCUUUUUUUGGACAUUUCAAUAAAACAUUCAUUUC